Acaulospora morrowiae is the source of this 1971-nucleotide messenger RNA. The record is from the annotation of a GenBank genome assembly. NCBI's taxonomy places the organism in Eukaryota, Fungi, Glomeromycota, Glomeromycetes, Diversisporales, Acaulosporaceae.
AUGUUGAUCCUUGAGACGAAAUGUGGAUCACUUUUUGACUCUGUAACUGUAAUUUCAGCCAUGAAAAAUUUUGUAAUUCUGGUUGGGAAAAGUACCGGUUCCUCUACAGGGCCAACGAUAAGUGAUUCACAUUUUGUCUCAAGGAUCGACAUUUUGUCUCAAAGAUCGUCUAUACGUUUUUCGGAGUAUUUUGGAAUCUCAAUUUUGUCUGAGGAUGAAAUUAUGGGUGGUUUACAUGGCCGAGGUUGCGAGCAAAUUGUAAAUGUUACGAUUGGAGAUAGAGAUGAUCAUAAUGGAAAAUGUCUUGUUUGGAUUAAAGAGUUGAUGAAUAUUGAAAAAAAGUUGCUUCGAGCUAUAAAGAUUGAUGCGCCGGGUGCAGUUCUUAUGAAAGAGGAUGUUUUUUUUCGUUUAUCGAGAGAACUUAACAUUUCGAAUAAAGAUAAUCCUAUAGACGUCGAUGAUGAUACCACAUUAACUGAGGAUGAACUUGUCAAUGAUAUUCACAUAAAAGGCAUUAAUCAACCUCAAGGAGAGAAAACUGUGCUAUCAACUUGUGUCGAUCAAGAUAAUCAACCUCAAGGAGAGGAAACUGUGCCAUUGACUGGUGUCGAUCGAGAUAAUCAACCUCAAGUAGAAGAAAUUGUUCCGUUGACUGGUGUCAAUCGGGAUAAUCAACCUCGGGAAAAGGAAACUGUACCAUCGACUGGUGUCGAUCAAGAUAAUCAACCUCGGGAAAAGGAAACUGCCUCAUCGAUUGGUUUCGAUCAUAGUGAUGAGUCUCAGGGAGGGAAAACUGAUGAAACUUCAUCAUCGGCGAGUGCUGAUCAGAGUUAUCAACUUCAGAGGAGAAAUCCCUCUCGAAAUUUGAAGUUAAAUAAAUUUUUUAGAGUAUCAAAGGGAAAGAUUACAAAAGAUGUGCAAUUUAAUAUUAACAAGCGAAAAUUAAAAAAUCGGCAAGAUAAGGGUAAGGGUGAGGGUAAUGUCGAGGAUUGGUCUAAUUGCGAGAAGUGUUACGGAUUGCGGAAACAAUUUUGUAAAUUUUGUGGAUGUUUCAAAUGUGAACGAAAAGUUGAUCCAGCUCAUAUUUUACUAUGCGAUGGUAAUUGUGGUAAUGGUUAUCAUACAUAUUGUUUAAAGCCUCCGAUCGAUGAAAUACCUUCUGGAAAUUGGUACUGUGACAAGUGUAGAUCUUUAAAUGCGAAACAGGUCGAGUCUGAAUCCUCUGGAUCUAAAGGGAAAGAAGUGGUUUCAACGAGUGAUGAGAUUCAAGUUCCAUUAGAGAGGAAUGAUUCGUUAGGAUUGAGUCAACCUAUGUCUGGAAUUGUAAUAUUAUCACGUGGUUCAUUGAUUGAUAUUGAUUCCUUGAAGUUAACUAAUGAUAAUCAACAAUCUGAUACUGAUAUAUAUGAUUCGUCUAGUAGGGCAUAUAUGUUAAAAAAAAUUUUUACCGAUGUUACAACCGAUCAAUUGAAUAUAUGUGGUGAUCAACUCUUUUUGAGGAAUGAUUCUAUUGAAUCUUUUCUUAUCUCUAAUUUUGAUUCUCUUUUUGAUGAUAACGACAUUUAUUUUUCAUCCGUAUCCCUACCAUCUCUACCAUCUCAUUUAAUAUUGGAUGUUGAGACGUUGGAGAAUUACUUCAAGGAAUGGAUUAUUCAAUAUGAUAAACUUGGGUUGAAAAAUAAAGUUCCACCUACAUCAAAAAUUCUACGUGGUCUUGUUGCAGAGAAAAUGAUAACUAUUCUUUGUAUUGAUGGAAGGCAGGAGCGAAGAUACUGGACUGGAAUGUGGAAAUUGAUCGAAUUACUUCAUAUAACUCGAUGUCGGGUGGAUUUUCUCAUGAAGGCUCAAAUUAAUGCCACAUUUUUAAUGACGGCGUCUAUUAGUGAUUAUGAUAAAUUUCUUAAAAUUCUUUUGGAUGAUGAGAAGGCUUCUCAUAAAAAUCCUUUAUUCGAUGAGUUGUUGAUGCAAAAG